AUGAGAAGUCCAAGGAAAAGAAGCUACUCUAGAAGCAGUUCCCGGAGUUACCGCCGGCACAGGAGAUCUCCAAGCUAUGACCGUCAUGGUCACCGGCAUAGUAGAGACCGCUAUGACAGCUAUGAACGCCACCAUCGCCAUAGAUCUCCUCAUGGUUCAAGGCGUGGCGGGAUUUCAAACCCUCCUCCAGACCAUCCAGAAGCCAACCCAGGGAAUAACAUCUACAUUAACAACCUCUCAAUAGAAACCAAAGAAGACGAAUUAAGAGAGAUCUUCAGCAAGUAUGGGACUAUCAAAGAUAUGAGGAUCAUUAAGGAUCCUUUCACUCAGGAAUCAAGAGGGUUUGGGUUUGUUACGUAUGAAAAGGUUGAAGAUGCAGGAGAAGCUAUUAAAAAUUUAGACAAAACUGAAUUGCAAGGUAAGGUAAUUAGAGUGGAAAAAGCUAGAAGAAGCAAACCACAUGAGCCAACUCCUGGGAGCUAUAACGGACCACUUGCAGCUUCAAGUAAAUAUAGAAACUCAUAUCAUAGAAGAAGACGAACUCCAUCACCUCUAGCUCGCUCUAGAAGAGAUCGCUCAAUAUCUAAUUCUCAAAAUCGCUAA
Molecule: messenger RNA, 603 nt
Organism: Blepharisma stoltei
Lineage: Eukaryota; Ciliophora; Heterotrichea; Heterotrichida; Blepharismidae
Source: the annotation of a GenBank genome assembly